This is a messenger RNA of Moneuplotes crassus, 700 nucleotides long. Lineage: Eukaryota; Ciliophora; Spirotrichea; Euplotida; Euplotidae. The record is from the annotation of a GenBank genome assembly.
UUUAAGGAGUAUGGGAACUUAUAAAGAAACUCAAGGAUUGUGACCCAGCAAGAUCGACCUAUUGUGGAAGAACAGUACCAAAAUUGGAUACGUACCUGAAUCCUACAAGCCUAAGUCAAAGCAAGUAGUUGUUGUAAAAUGGACGAAGACUGUGCCCAAAAUGGAUAGAUGUGUGAAAAACAAAGAUGAUGAAGAUACAGCUGUCAAAACCUCACCUAAAAUAGAAACAUUGAUGAAAGGGCGCCCUCCUCUAUCAAAGAAAAAAUUAUCAAGUGUAUCUCAAGAACCUGAACAAGCAUCUGAGCCUACGAUUUCAAAAUCAAAAGUUCCACUGUCGAAAUCGAAGUCCUUAAUAUCAGCUUCGCAGGUGGAAGCACUUGAAGAGCCUGUUAAGAAGAGAGGGAGAAAGGCUAAGAAGAAGUCUGAAGAUGAAUCCAAGAAUUUGAAUGAGAUCAUUGAGCCAGUAUCAAACAGAAAAAGACAGAGAGCAAAAAGAACUGUAUAUCAGAAGAUGAUUUACUUUAAAAUAAAAUUGCCGAAAUGCGAGGCCACAAGAGAAGAGCUUAAGAAUUUUAAGAGAAGAAAGUAUCAAGAGGAAGCCGUCAAGCCAAAGACAAUCUUCCACCCCAAGAAGGGAUACGCAAUCAGAUCUAAGACACCAAUUGUAUUUAGUUAAUUCUUUCAUAAAAAUCAUCUCUAA